Molecule: messenger RNA, 377 nt
Organism: Perca fluviatilis (European perch)
Lineage: Eukaryota; Metazoa; Chordata; Actinopteri; Perciformes; Percidae
Product: histone H4
Exons: 1
Coding region: 16-327 (103 amino acids)
Biological process (GO): nucleosome assembly
Cellular component (GO): nucleosome
Molecular function (GO): DNA binding; structural constituent of chromatin; protein heterodimerization activity
Source: RefSeq, a predicted model, not a curated record
UCGACUGAUCUCAGGAUGAGCGGAAGAGGCAAGGGCGGCAAAGGACUCGGUAAAGGGGGCGCUAAGCGUCACCGUAAAGUUCUCCGUGAUAACAUCCAGGGCAUCACCAAGCCCGCCAUCCGCCGUCUGGCUCGCCGCGGCGGAGUGAAGCGUAUCUCCGGUCUGAUCUACGAGGAGACCCGCGGUGUGCUCAAGGUCUUCCUGGAGAACGUGAUCCGCGAUGCCGUCACCUACACCGAGCACGCCAAGAGGAAGACUGUGACCGCCAUGGAUGUGGUCUACGCUCUGAAGAGGCAGGGCCGCACCCUGUACGGCUUCGGAGGUUAAACCUGAUCCCGAGAAACUACAACAACACAACGGCUCUUUUAAGAGCCACC